Molecule: messenger RNA, 1218 nt
Organism: Nematocida homosporus
Lineage: Eukaryota; Fungi; Microsporidia
Exons: 1
Coding region: 1-1218 (405 amino acids)
Source: RefSeq, a predicted model, not a curated record
AUGAAGUUCUCUUUUGGAAUCUUAGAAGUUGGUCUGGGUUGGUUGCUGGGUUGGAGUAGUGAUAUGAAUAGUGGUCAAAUAGCUAAUGCAGAUAAUAACACUAAGAUAAACUGGGAACACCAUUGUCUUAAAUCUACGCGUGGUUGGCAGACAGUCUGGCAGGCAAUUGAAUAUGAUGCUAAUCCAGCGUGUUCAGAGAUGAAAUUUAAGGUGGGGGAUGCGUUUAAGAGGGAUAAAUUAUCAGCUUAUUAUGUAGCUAAUUGGGAGCAAUUGUUAAAACUUGGGUUGUUAGGUGAUUAUGAUACAAAGCGGAUUGCUACAAUGAUGAACAAGUGCCGCCGAAUUCAUAGUCUGGAUGCUAAGACUUGUCCUAAUGAUCUUGAGAAAGACUCUCUAUUGUAUGCAAUAGAUAAUUUCAUAUAUGGCAUUGAAAAGGGACAGGCCGCAUGUCAACGCUAUAUUGAUGCGCUUGAAGAGCUAACAAAGAGUGCUGCAGGAAAGGACGCUGGCUCUUCACUUAUAUCAUUGGACUCGAGUAAGUAUAAAGACCUUCACAAGGAAGUUAGAGAUCUUGUACGGACUUAUAGUCCUUUCUAUAUUUUCUACCUUCCCGUCCUGUCAUUUGAUUUGACUAAAGAUAGUAACAAACACACGUUUGAAACUUGGAAGACGCUUAUCAACAACUCAACUGUAUCCAACAUAGACCUUUGUACUCAGAAACAGUUCAGACACUUCUUGUACGAGAUACUACGUCUGCAGCUGAUGCUCUCUAGCCUUUCAAACCUUUCUAACCCACCUCUAAGUACUUAUCCUAAUAUCACAAUCAGCAAUGACGGCCAGAAGCACAUAGACGACAUUUUGAAACUAAACAUUGCUGCUAUGAUAAAGAACAUGCCAGCAGAUGAAGCUGCCGAGAUGGUGCGCGAAAAACUAUCGAGUAAUUAUGAGUUAGAAGGGAUGUAUAGAUGGAUUUUUAACCAACCUGGUUAUAUAGAUCGAUUGGGCCGUCCAUUUGAAAAGGCAUACAACAAUAAUAUGGGCCAAUUUACAGAUGAAUCUAUCAAGCAGCUAAUCGAUGAUUUGAUGGAAGUUUCAAAAUGGUUUAAGCCUCUACUAGAUAAGACCAAAAAACUACAAGCUCAGCUUAAAUCUCAAUUAACAAAUACCGCAGCCACCUCUAGUAUUCAUGAGUGUGUAGAAUAUCUAACCCAAUACUAG